Molecule: messenger RNA, 4536 nt
Organism: Hypomesus transpacificus
Lineage: Eukaryota; Metazoa; Chordata; Actinopteri; Osmeriformes; Osmeridae
Gene: adamts3
Product: ADAM metallopeptidase with thrombospondin type 1 motif, 3
Exons: 22
Coding region: 359-3916 (1185 amino acids)
Biological process (GO): proteolysis; extracellular matrix organization
Cellular component (GO): extracellular matrix
Molecular function (GO): metalloendopeptidase activity
Source: RefSeq, a predicted model, not a curated record
AAGACGGUGACGUCACGGUAGGGUUGAUCUGGCGUUUAUUAGCCAGAGCGAAAUACCAGGUUGCAAGCUCAUACCGCUCUGUUCGAUCAACAAGGGCUCACCCCAAAUAGUCUGGUAGGGAUGGUUCACUAACAAACUCUUUGAAACGGCACCCGACAUUGACCUAACUGUUGCAACUCGCUUUAAAGUUUAUUCAACUCUGAUUUACUUUCAAAUUCAGUUGCAAAUUGUCUAAGUCUGUCUUGAAGAGCGGGAUUACUUUUUGGCUGUUUUCGUUCUUUGAGUAGGGAAAUUGUUUCUUUAAACUGCUAAUUUGGAAUAGUUUGGUGUUUUUGCGUAACAAGUAACAAAACUCGUGAUGGUUCUCCUGUCACUAAUGUUAGUAGUUGUAGGACUUGUGAAUGUGACUUCAGCUGACAAGGCUGGUGAAGUAGAUGAAGAAGAUCUGCUUAGGAGCAGGCUGAAGGAGUAUGGCCUCAUCACGCCAAUCAGCACAGACUCUCAGGGACGCUACCUGUCGCAUCUCCUCUCAGCCAAUCACAAGCAGCGGGUGAAGAGGGAGCUCCGGUCUGACGAAGCGGAACGCGGCGCCGAGCGUCUUUUCUUCAACGUCACCGCCUUCGGGAAGGAAUUUCACCUGCGCCUGCGUCCCAAUGACAGGCUGGUCGCGCCCGGCGCCAUGGUGGAGUGGCACGACGAGGUCCGGAGCUUUGACGCGGGCGAGGGCAACGUCACCGGAGGCGCUAACGGCCGCGGGAACGUGUCCGACGGCGGCACCGAGAGGAUACUGAGGCGAGAGCGUCUCAAAACGGACUGCACCUUCAUCGGAGACAUCACCGAUGUUCCCGGGGCCUCGGUCGCUAUUAGCAACUGUGAUGGACUGGCAGGAAUGAUUCGCACUGACUUAGACGAGUACUUCAUCGAGCCUCUGGAGAGGGGCAUCCAGGAGCAGGAGGAGCGAGGCAGGGUCCACGUCGUCUACAGGAGGUCCGCAGUGCUCCAGGCCCCCUUGGAGAACUCCAUGGACUGCCAGGUGGAAGAACCGGAGCUAAACAUCCCAGGAGUGUUGGAUAAUGUUGCCAAACAGGUCAACCAGACUGUCCGUCGGCGGCGUCACGCCGGAGACGACGACUACAACAUAGAAGUCCUGCUGGGAGUGGACGACUCGGUGGUGCGCUUCCACGGCAAGGAGCACGUCCAGAACUACCUCCUCACCCUCAUGAACAUCGUAAAUGAGAUCUACCAUGACGACUCACUGGGUAUCCAUAUUAAUGUGGUCUUGGUGCGGAUGAUCAUGCUGGGCUAUGCCAAGUCCAUCAGCCUCAUCGAGAGAGGCAAUCCAUCGAGGAGUCUGGAGAACGUGUGUCGCUGGGCUUUCGUGCAGCAGAAAGCUGACCCGGACCACUCGGAGCACCACGACCAUGCCAUCUUUCUCACCAGGCAGGGGUUCGGCCCCACCGGCAUGCAGGGCUACGCCCCUGUGACAGGCAUGUGCCACCCCGUACGGAGCUGCACCCUGAACCACGAAGACGGCUUCUCCUCCGCCUUCGUGGUGGCCCAUGAGACAGGGCACGUGCUGGGGAUGGAACAUGACGGACAGGGGAACCGCUGUGGAGACGAGACAACCAUGGGCAGUGUCAUGGCUCCCCUGGUCCAGGCUGCCUUCCAUCGCUACCAUUGGUCAAUGUGCAGUGGUCAGGAACUGAAGAGAUACAUCCAUUCCUAUGACUGUCUCCUCGAUGACCCCUUUAAACACGAUUGGCCCCAAUUACCUGAACUUCCUGGCAUCAACUACUCCAUGGAUGAGCAGUGUCGAUUUGACUUUGGAGUGGGAUACAAAAUCUGCACCUCAUUUCGCACAUUCGACCCAUGUAAGCAGUUGUGGUGUAGUCACCCGGACAACCCGUACUUCUGCAAGACCAAGAAAGGCCCCCCCCUCGAUGGGACAGAAUGUGCACCCGGCAAAUGGUGCUACAAAGGUCACUGCAUGUGGAAGAACGCCAACCAGGUGAAGCAAGAUGGCGCCUGGGGUUCCUGGAGCAAGUAUGGCUCCUGUUCACGUUCCUGUGGUACCGGAGUCCGCUUCCGAACGCGCCAAUGUAACACCCCGUCCCCUUCGAACGGAGGCCAGGAUUGUCCGGGCGUGAACUUUGACUACCAGCUCUGCAACACUAACGACUGCCUCAAGCACUUUGAGGACUUCAGGGCCCAGCAGUGCCAGCUCCGCAACUCCCACUUUGAGUACCAGAACAGCAAACACCACUGGCUGCCCUACGAGCAUCCAGACUCUAAUAGGAGAUGUCAUCUGUACUGCCAGUCCAAGGAAACAGGUGACGUGGCCUACAUGAAGCUGCUGGUGCAUGAUGGGACACGGUGUUCCUAUAAAGACCCUUACAGCAUCUGUGUGCGUGGAGAAUGUGUGAAAGUCGGAUGUGACAAAGAAAUUGGGUCCAACAAAGUGGAGGAUAAAUGUGGCGUUUGCGGAGGCGACAACUCCCACUGCCGCACGGUCAAAGGAACGUUCACUCGAACUCCCAAAAAAGCUGGUUACCUUAAGAUGUUUCUCAUUCCACCUGGGGCUAGACAUAUGAUCAUCCAAGAACACGAGGCUUCCCCUCAUAUUCUUGCCAUCAAGAACCAAGCAACAGGGCAUUACAUUCUGAAUGGUAAGGGAGAGGAAGCCAAGUCUAAGAGCUUCAUCGACCUGGGCGUGGAAUGGGACUACAUCAUUGAGGAUGACGUGGAGACUUUGCAUACGGAUGGACCAUUACACGACGCAGUGGUUGUUCUGAUAAUACCUAAGGACAAUGAGACCAGGUCCACGCUCAUGUAUAAAUACAUAAUUCAUGAAGACUCUGUGCCAAUCAAUAACAACAAUGUCAUCCAGGACGACACCUUUGAGUGGGCUUUGAAGAGUUGGUCUCAAUGCUCCAGACCAUGUGCUGGAGGUUAUCAGUACACUAAAUACGGAUGCAGAAAGAAGGGAGACAGCAAGAUGGUCCACCGAGGCUAUUGUGAUGUCAGUAAGAAGCCCAAACCUAUCCGCCGAAUGUGUAACCUCCAGGACUGCACCAAGCCACAGUGGAUCUCUGAAGAGUGGGAAUAUUGCACGAAGACCUGCGGCAGCCUUGGUUUCCAGAUCCGAACAGUUCGCUGUGUGCAGUUCCUCCACGAGGGGACCAACCGGUCGGUUCACAGCAAGUACUGCAGCGGAGAGAAGCCUGAGAGUCGAAGGCCGUGUAACAGAACGCCUUGCCCAGCCCACUGGAGGACUGCAGACUGGUCAGAGUGCUCAGUGACGUGUGGUGAGGGGGUGGAGAAGCGUAUCGUUACAUGCCGGAUUGGAGAUCAAUGCAACGGAGAGAGGCCAGAGGCCCUAAGACCCUGCAGAUCUGGACCUUGCCGUGAUGAACCCUGUAAUGGCGAUAAAUCCAUAUUUUGCCAAAUGGACGUGUUGGCUCGAUACUGCUCCAUCCCUGGCUACAACAAACUGUGUUGUGACUCCUGCAGCAAGCGCACCGGCACUCUCACGCCACUCCUUAUCGAAGCAACAGAGAUGGAUGAACACGUUCGCUUCGGCUCCGCCUCCAAGCUCCUCGAGAUAUUAACGGCCUCGGCCUACUCCAACAGCAGCCAGGCCGCUCCUCUCCGUUCCCGCCAAGGCCCGAAAGAACCUCCGAAACCGGGUAGCGCCGCGAAACACAUCCCGACGGUCCCCCCAAAAAAAGGCCCCCUGCAGCCGCACGUCUCCCAGAAGUGGGUCCCACCGCACGGCAAGCCGGUGGGCAGGAACGCGCCUGCCAUGGCGUCCUCCCACAGCCUCCUGGCUGACCAACAAGCGGACGCCGCCGAGGUUGAAAGGAUGGAGCGCGGCAGAGAGACCAGGUGGCCCGCGUUCUCCGAGGUGGUGAGAUGAAGCUGAAGCCCCUCCCCUUCUCUGAUAUUCAGACAUCCAGCUUCAUACAGGGGUUUCACCUCACCACACCAACACAAAUACCAGAAAAACGGAGCGUUUGUGACAGACAAAAAAAAGUGCUGGUUCACUUUCCUGGUUCACUUUCCAAAAACAAACAAAAAAACUAAAACAUCCAUAAUCUUCUCCCCCAACACUUGUCUGGAACUUUACUUUUGGUAAGGCUGUUUGAAGUAAACUGCUCCAAAGAUCUUAAUAAAUGCAUAUGGACUGAAGCCAAGAGACAUUAACAGCAGUACUCCAAAUUCUAGUUAUAUAGAAUUUAUGCAUCUAGUCUAGAUGUAUAGAAUUUAAAGAUCCAGUGAAUUUGUAUGGUUACUGGGACCCUUUAUUCCAUUACAAAUAUAGAUCUUACAAUUAUAUUUUCAUGUCGAACAUUCAUGUAGAAACUGUGUAUGUACUGUAUAAUUUCAGCAUUAGCAGAUGUCUGUCGAUGUAAAAAAAAAAAAAAAAGAGUCAAAAUCUUAAAUAUGAAUCUGCAAACACGAUUUGUAUAAUGAAAAUAACUAUUUGUGCUGUUUAACAUGAUGGCAUUUCAUACUUUUUAAACGCUUUCAGUUCUA